GUCAGUCUGCCGUUUGAAGUGCUUGAGUGCGCGUGCCAACUUGAAUCGCUUGCGAAAGUAACCCCCCAAACCAAUUUCGAUCCAGACCCUCCGAAAACCCCUUCGAGAUCGCUUUUCAAGAUCAGCGUGGAGAUCCCCAACGCUCCUGACUCGUUUUCAAUCGCUUCAACUCUCUCUCUCUCUAUCUCUGUCACUAUCUCUAUCUCUAUCUCUCUGGCGGGUUUCGUGUGAGUCGUAAACAUAACUCAAAAGCGCUGGCGAAGUCAGUAGCCGGCUACACGCGACUCGGUUCGGAAGUCUCCACCGCUGACAAUCAUUAAUUCCUCACCCCUUCCCCCACAAAAAAAAUUCGCGAUAAGGGUGUGCACAACCUUUCAAAUAAAACAAGUUAAAUAAGUUAAGGAGGGAGUGCAAAAAAAACCAUAUGAAAUGCAACUUUUCGACGACUUUUGCAAAAGCUUCAACAAGGAAUUGCAACGGGCGAAUUUCGGUUUCGCCUACAAUCGCGUCCAUUUGUUCUACAGAUCUCAGUGGCAAAAGGAUGAAAUCAACACAACAUACUUACUAUAUCGUUGGAUAUGGGCCCUAUUUUUCCUGGGCACCUACAUUAUGUGCAUGAUUGUUCAGUUUUGCGGUGGAAAGUUCUUCAUCUACAUGACCAACUGGGGAUUUGGCCUCUGCACUCUCACCUUGUUGAUCUCCGCCGUACAAGUCACCUGUUGGCACUUCGAUUGGAGGAAUACACGGAGUCUGGUACAGGAAUCCGCCCACAAAGCCGAAACCUCAAGGGGUCUGAAAAUAUACUGGUGGCUCUACAAUAUGACACUUUCGCUGGCUUUGAUUAUAUCAACAGUUUACUGGGUGUUUCUCCAUGGAAAAAUGAAUAAGCCCAUGCGAUAUCCUGCUAUUAGCAUAAUUACCCACGGUCUAAAUUCCGUGAUGAUGCUGAUUGAUUUCCUGGUUGUGGCAUUUCCUCUCAGGAUCCUUCACAUGGUUUACGGAAUGAGUUUGGCGAUCUUUUUCUUCUGCUUCACCCUGAUUUACCACUUAUGCGGGGGUACAGACGAAUUCGACAAUCCCUAUGUGUAUCCCAUUCUGGACUGGAACAAUCCGAAGCGCUGUCUGGUGACCUUUGUGGGCAUCUUUGUGCUUAUUAUUUGCUACUGGCUGCUGCUCUUCGGAGUCUACAAGCUGAAGAGGAUGUUUAAUAGGGCCUUCAGUGUGGUCUGGACUCCCCAUGCUGUGGGUCUGAUAUGAGGGAAUUAAACGUUUAGUCAAAGACACCACAGAUAUAUAAUAUCACCUCAUUAUCACCCGCACAUAUUCCCAGUUCUAUAAGCAUCACCAGCAUUAAGUAAGCCCCACUUCCAUUCAAAACUGAAUCACAAAAGUUGACAAUUAGGGGAGUCACACAGGUCCACACACAUUCGCAUGCAUUUAUUUAUAUCUAGUAUUUUGUAUUGUAAGUUUUAAUCGCCUGGUUCCUUAACUUUCAAUUGGUUUAAUUAAGUUAACAAUUAAGCGUUAACGUUGUUACUACAUUUAUGGAUUAAAUACCAUAAAUAUGAGAAUUGUUGAAAUACUUUAGUUAAUUUUAUUAUCACGAGAAUUAUGGAAGUAAAUAAACGCUGUAUAAAAAUAUAUAGAGAGCUUAUAAAACAAGAAUCGAAAUAAAUGAAAAUGUAUAUAACAAA
Drosophila ficusphila is the source of this 1694-nucleotide messenger RNA. RefSeq names its product protein rolling stone. NCBI's taxonomy places the organism in Eukaryota, Metazoa, Arthropoda, Insecta, Diptera, Drosophilidae. The transcript is spliced from 4 exons. Gene Ontology annotation, cellular component: membrane. Bases 430 to 1257 code for a protein of 275 amino acids. The record is from RefSeq and is a predicted model, not a curated record.